Pantherophis guttatus is the source of this 1796-nucleotide messenger RNA. The record is from RefSeq and is a predicted model, not a curated record. NCBI's taxonomy places the organism in Eukaryota, Metazoa, Chordata, Lepidosauria, Squamata, Colubridae.
GUGGCAGGGGAAGGAUACUGCAAAAUCUCCAUUCCCUCCCCACUCCUGGGAGAAGGGUAUUGCAAAAUCUCCAUUCCCACCCCACCCUUGGCCAGCCAGAGGCAGUAUUUGCCGGUUCUCCAAACUACUCAAAAUGUCCACUACCAGUUCUCCAGAAUCUGACAGAACCUGCUGGAUUUCACCCCUGAUUUUAACGUUUGAUCUUCAUAGGUUCCUGAGAAACUUCCAACAUCACAAUAUUUCCAAUGAUGGGAUUUCUUUUGAUGAAAAUGGAGUUCCUGUUAGUGACUUUGAUAUCAUGCAGUGGACAUCAGUUUUUAACAAAUCACAUGCGGGGAUGAAAAUUGGGAAUGUAGAAAGACAAGCCUCCUCGGAAGUCAAGAUUUCUGUCAAUCAAAGUGCCAUCCAAUGGCCAACUUCAUUUAACAAAAUGGUGCCUUAUUCAAGAUGUACAGAAAGUUGCUCCCCAGGUUAUGCCAAGCUUGUGAGAGAGGAAGCACCAGUUUGCUGCUAUGACUGUUCUCUGUGUAUAGAAGGAACAUUCUCUGAGCAAGAAGAUGCAGCCCAUUGUGAAAAGUGUCCAGAUGACCAGUAUUCCAAUAAGAAGCGAGAUCAGUGUGUCCCCAAAAAUAUAAGCUUCUUAUCCUAUCAAGAAUUGUUGGGACUCAUCCUGGCUUUCUUUGCCAUCACUUUGUCCCUAACCACCGCCUUUAUUCUGGGAAUCUUCAUGAAAUACCGAGACACUCCCAUAGUCAAAGCCAACAACUGUGAACUCACCUACAUCCUCCUGGUUUCGCUCCUGCUUUCUUUCUUGACCUCCCUUCUAUUCAUCGGUCGCCCCGUGAAAAUGACCUGUCUCCUUCGACAAACCAUUUUCAGUGUUGUUUUCUCAGUUGCUGUGUCUUCCUUGCUGGCCAAGACUGUCAUGGUGGUGGUGGCCUUUCUGGCCACAAAGCCAGGCAGCAGCAUGAGGAAAUGGCUGGGGAAGAGUCUGGCCAACUCUAUUGUUUUAUCCUGCUCUGGUAUUCAAGUAGGCCUCUGUAUGAUGUGGCUGGGAGUCUUUCCCCCAUUCCCAGAUUCUGACUUUCAUUCCCAACCAGAACACAUCCUGCUGCAGUGCAAUGAAGGCUCUGUCACCAUGUUCUACUCUGCUCUUGGCUACAUGGGUUUUUUGGCUGCCAUCUGUUUCUUGGUGGCAUUUCUGGCUCGAAAUCUGCCAGGGGCCUUUAAUGAAGCCAAACUGAUCACCUUCAGCAUGUUGGUUUUUUGUAGCGUUUGGAUCUCCUUUGUUCCCACUUAUCUGAGCACCAAGGGGAAAUACAUGGUCGCCGUGCAGAUCUUCUCCAUCCUGGCCUCUGGCCUGGGUUUACUGGGCUGCAUCUUUAUCCCCAAAUGCUACAUUAUUAUCAUCAGACCUGACAUGAACACCAAAGAACAUCUGAUGAUAAAAAAUCAUUAAGUCUCCUUUUGUUGGUGUUUAUUUUUCUAAAGUUUUCAUGCAGCAUAAAAUCACAUACUUUGAAGUAAUGUUUUAAUUGUUGUCGCUUAUCUUUCUUCAUUCCAUGUGAAUUUUGAAUUAUAAUAAUUGAGUAGUAAAGUUGCUAAAACUACUCAAAUUAUUUGAAAUAAUCAUAUCUUUUAAUUGUCCUAAUCUGAGUUCAUAUUAUGACAUUAAUAAAAUUUCUGAAACUGUUACCACAGAUGUUCUGAUAUGGUUUUAGAUUAAAUUAAAAAUUAUGUCUAAUGAUGAAGUGCGUUUUUAUUACUAUAUAGGUUGGUGUGCUGGAGUUAUAUGU